UUCUAAGUGGUCAUAGUAGAUAAUAUGUGUCCAAUGUAAGCGUAUUCAGUACAACGUAGUUCGGUGUAUCGAAAUUUUUUCGGUCAAUAACUAGUCAAAAAUACGUUCGAUGUAAUCGAAAAUACGAGAUAUAACAGAACAAAGGAUUGAGGUGAACGAUAAGUUAUUAAUAAAAAAUUACAUACUACUUGUAAUUUGUGGAAAACUAUGUCUGUCCUGAGAAUUCUACAAAAGUUGAAGCAUUCCGCUCAAAAAAGACCGUUACUCUUCAAUUCAGUGAUAUACGGUUCAUUUUAUACUGGUGCUGAAUUUACACGACAAACUUAUAGCAGAAUAUUUAAGUUCCCAUUAUCAUCAAUGUCGGAGAACACCGUAGAAUUGAAUACGAUCGAGAACAAGAGACCGCUAUUUAUUUGGACGAAUAAAUUCAACGAAACGUUGGGUUUACUGGACGAAAACAACUCAACGGGAUUAAGAGACUACAAUUGGGCCCAACUUAAGCGAUAUGCUAUCUAUGGUUGUUUCAUUGCAGGACCGGUGUUACAUGCAUGGUACAAAUGGUUAGACGCGUUCUACAAAGGCACGGCAAUGAAGAUAAUUCUUGCAAAACUUUGUGUCGACCAAUUUGUUCUUACACCACCAUUGAUUAUAAUAUUUUUUAUCAGUAUGAGCCUAAUGGAAGGCAAGCAGGAUAUUUUUAAUGAAUGCAAAGCGAAAUUUCUUCAAACGUUUAAGACCUCGUGCAUGUAUUGGUUACCAGUUCAGUUCUUAAAUUUUCUACUAAUACCACCAACAUUACGAGUUUCUUUCGUCGGUGUAGCGGCUUUUUGUUGGGUAAACAUUCUUUGCUAUUUGAAAAGUUCACCAUUAAUUGACAGCAAUAACAACAACAAUAGCGAAAUAAAGUAUUGAUCUCUUAUAUUAUCCUCGAUAAAAUUGAACGUUCCUGUUUAUUGGCAAAUAGACAUUUAUCAAGAAACUGGCACAACAAUUGACACAUCAUAAUUAAACGAAUGAAUACAAUUUCAAUUUAAUGAUAAUACGUUUCAAACUAAUACUAAUCAAACUCUUUGUUGAACACAGUCUUUUUCUUGUAUAAUACAAAAGAAUCAUAUUAUGUAUAACUUUGUAUUAAAAACGAUGAAACAUGAUAAACAUUCCAUAUAAUUAUGACGAAUAUUGUCUAUAAAAAUUACAAUAUACUAAUUAUGUAACUAAUAUUUUUAAUAUUUAUUUUAUUGUAA
This is a messenger RNA of Osmia lignaria (orchard mason bee), 1244 nucleotides long. Its product is annotated as mpv17-like protein. Gene Ontology annotation, cellular component: mitochondrion; membrane; cytoplasm. Lineage: Eukaryota; Metazoa; Arthropoda; Insecta; Hymenoptera; Megachilidae. The record is from RefSeq and is a predicted model, not a curated record.